AUGCCGUCUCAACCCCGCCUCAAGGUGCUCACAGCCAGCAGCAACAGCAUCGCCUCCUUUGAAUCCUUCCCCCUCCUGCCCGCCCUAGAGCACCUCCGUGUGGAUGACAACCCAAUAGAGGAGACGCCUGCUCCGCACUUUGCGGCCAUUCUGCUCGCCGCCUCCUCCCUGCUCUCCUUCAACUCCUCAGCCAUAAGUGAGGAUGACCGUGCGGCGGUGGAGGAAGCAGGAGGAGGGCACGGGCCCAUGUGUGUGUGCAUGGGAUGGCUACCACCAUCCUCUUUGAUCUCCGACAUACCAGCCUCGCUGGUGUCGUUCCUUGCCACCCAGUGGGCACCAUUGCUCCCUGCCGGCUACACCCUCGCCUCGCUGCUGCUCGACAGGCCCAUAGAGGACCGCCCCUGCCACUGCCGCCUGCUGCUGCAGCGCUCCAGUGCUGGGACACGGACGAGGGGAGAUGGGGGCGAGGAUGGGGGUGAGGAUGGGGGGAGUGAUGGGGGGAAAGAUGUGGAGGAGGAUGAGGGGGAGAAUGUGGGAUUUUCAGUCGAAGAUGAGGGAGUAGGGUCAAGGGAGAGGGGAAAGGAGGGGGAGGGAGUUGACGAGGAAGCAUCGGAGUCUGCGGGUGUGGCGAUGCGGUAUGAGUGGCUGCGGCGGGGCAAAGGGGCGAUGGAGUUCACUGCCAUUCCCGAUGCUGAAGGGGAGGUGUACACGCCCUCCUUCUCGGACGUGCAUGCAUGUCUCGCUGUGCGCUGCACCCCGCUGCUCCACGGCCAGCCCUGCACGCCCCUCCUCCUCACCACACCGCCGGUUGUCCCUGGCCCGGGCAUACCACGAGUGCACCACGUGUCGUUGGGAGGGGAGGCGGUGGAGGGCGGUGUGCUGACAGCCAUGGUGGAGGUGGGGUGGAGCUCGGGCGAGCCAGGGCCGUGCCAGUACAGACUAGUGCCAGUGGGCGAGGGCAGGGAGUACGCAGUGCAGGCGGAUGACGUGGGCUGCCACCUGCUGCUGCGCUACACGCCAGUCGCCUCCUCAGGUCUGAUAGGAGAGCCGGUCACAGCACGCUCGCCCAUCAUCUGCCUCCCCCUGCCGCGAGCCACCGACGUGGCAAUAGAAGGGCCACUGGUGGAAGGUGGGGAGGUGCGGGUGCGAGCGCGGUUGCAGUGGGCAGAGGAGGGGCGCAGCGAGGUGGAAUGGUUCUUCACUCACACGCCCCACUCCCUCUCAACUGCGGACCUUCAGCCCAUCACUGCUGAGACCCCCAACUCCAUGGACGAGGACGGCCAGCCGGGGCCACACGGCGAGCUGGUAGAAGACGAUGACGGCGAGCAGCCCCGGAUGGCGGGGGGCGGCAUGAGUCGGCACGUGCCGUCCGCAAGUGACGUGGGCUGCUUCCUCUCCUUCCGCGUCACCCCUGUGCGAUCCGACGGGGCGGUCGGCACCCCCCAGGCCGUCUGCACGGCGGGCCCGAUCCGGGCGGCGCUGCCGUCCGUUAGUGACGUGUGGGUGGAGGGCGAUCUGGUGGAGGGCGGGCGGCUGGUGCCCAGAUGGACGUAUGCGGGCGGCAGGCAGGGCAACACGCGCGUGCAAUGGUUCUCGAUGCUGCCUGACAUGAGUGACAGGCGCCGCAUACACCCCCUCAACCACCAGGGGGAGGAGGAGGGGGAGGAGGAGGGGGGGCUGCGCGUGGGGGCGGAGGAGGUGGGGCGGGUGGUGGUGGUGGUGUGCGUGCCAGUGAGGGACGAUGGGGAGGAGGGCGCUGCUGUGGAGAGCGGUCCUGUUGGGCCCAUCAUGGCAGCCCCUCCAGUGUGUGUGCGUCUGGAGGUGGAGGGCGAUGUGAGGCCUGGAGGGGUGCUCACCUGCCGCGCGCUCUACCAUGGCGGGCAGCAGGGCGAGUGCAGGGUGGCGUGGGUGAGAGUGACGCCCUCAGGGGAGGAGCAGCUCGUCGGGCGGCAAGGCACGUACAGGGUGACAGCGGAGGACGUGGGGAGUCGCCUGCGAGUGGAGUUCACUCCUGUGCGGGCCGAUGGGGCCGCUGGGGAGGUGGCUGCUCUCACCACCGAUACAGUCACACCAGGUGCUCCUGUCAUGGAUGGCUGCUUAGUCACCCCAGUUAGUCACCCCAACCGCCGUGUGUGUAUCAGUGUGUUGGAGGGGGGCGUGCUGCAGGCAGGCGGGGAGAUGCUAGAGCGCGCUGCAGUGGGGGAGAGGGGAGGGGGGGAGAGGGGAGUGGAGGAGAGGGGAGGGGGAGAAGGCGGGCUGGGGGAGGGGAGAUCAGGGGAGGGUGGAAGGGGAGAAGGGGGGGCGGGGGAGGGGGACGUAUGGGUGGCGUGGUACAGGCAGGGGCGGGACGGGCGGAUGGAGCGGAUAGAAGGGGCAGAGGGGCGCACGUAUGUGCCUCAGGAGGCUGACUAUGGCUGCUGUGUGGUGGCGGGCUGUCGCCUGCGGCUAUCUGAUGGCACAUGGGGCGAUGAGGUGCUCUCUGCUCCGGGGCCCAUCGUGCUGCCAGAGCUGUCGGACGAGGAGGCGGUGUCACUGGAGGUGGAGGGGAGAGCAGAGGUGGGUGCAGUGCUGCACGCCCUGCAUGCCUGCUGCACGCCCUGCAUGCUGUGCCGCCUGCCCUUGAGCCAUUCGUCACAGCCAUUCGCGCGUGUGGACCAAGGCGCACGCGUGGACCAAGGCGCACGCGAGGACCAAGGCGCACGUGUGGACCAAGGCGCACGCGUGGACCAAGGCGCACGUGUGGACCAAGGCGCGCGCGUGGACCAAGGCGCGCGCGUGGACCAAGGCGCGCGCGUGGACCAAGGCGCGCGCAUGGACCAAGGCGCGCGCGUGGACCAAGGCACGCGCGUGGACCAAGGCACGUGCGUGGACCAAGGCGCGCGCGUGUACCAAGGCGCGCGGGUGGACCAAUUCGCGCGCCCGGACCAAGGCGCGCGCCCGGACCAAGGCGCGCGCCCGGACCAAGGCGCGCGUCCGGACCAAGGCGCGCGCCCGGACCAAGGCGCGCGACCGGACCAAGGCGCUCGACCGGACCUAGUCGCGCGCCCGGACCAAGUCGCGCGCCCGGACCAAGGCGCGCGCCCGGACCAAGGCGCGCGCCCGGACCAAGGCGCGCGCCCGGACCAAGGCGCGCGCCCGGACCAAGGCGCGCGCAUGGACCAAGUCGCGCGCCCGGACCAAGUCGCGCGCCCGGACCAAGGCGCGCGCCCGGACCAAGUCGCGCGCCCGGACCAAGUCGCGCGCCCGGACCAAGGCGCGCGCCCGGACCAAGUCGCGCGCCCGGACCAAGGCGCGCGCCCGGACCAAGGCGCGCGCCCGGACCAAGUCGCGCGCCCGGACCAAGGCGCGCGCCCGGACCAAGGCCCGCGCCCGGACCAAGUCACGCGCCCGGACCAAUUCGCGCGCGCCCGGACCAAUUCGCGCGCGCCCGGACCAAGUCGCGCGCCCGGACCAAGGCGCGCGCCCGGACCAAGGCGCGCGCCCGGACCAAGUCGCGCGCCCGGACCAAGGCGCGCGCCCGGACCAAGGCGCGCGCCCGGACCAAGGCGCGCGCGCCCGGACCAAGGCGCGCUCCCGGACCAAGGCGCGCUCCCGGACCAAGGCGUGCUCCCGGACCAAGGCGCGCGUCCGGACCAAGGCGCGCGCCCGGACCAAGGCGCGCGCCCGGACCAAGGCGCGCGCCCGGACCAAGGCGCGCGCCCGGACCAAGGCGCGCGCCCGGACCAAGUCGCGCGCCCGGACCAAGUCGCGCGCCCGGACCAAGUCGCGCGCCCGGACCAAGGCGCGCGCCCGGACCAAGUCGCGCGCCCGGACCAAGUCGCGCGCCCGGACCAAGUCGCGCGCCCGGACCAAUUCGCGCGCCCGUACCAAUUCGCGCGCCCGGACCAAGUCGCGCGCCCGGACCAAGGCGCGCGCCCGGACCAAGGCGCGCGCCCGGACCAAGGCGCGCGCCCGGACCAAGUCGCGCGCGCCAAGCGCGCGGGACCAAGGCGCGCGCCCGGACCAAGGCAGGCUGCAGGCACAGAGGAGGCUCGUGGUAUGCAGGGGGCGCAGCAGCGGGGUGAGGCUGAGGGGGCCGUGCUGCUGGAGGGCGGCAGGGGAGGGGCACAUGCCAGGCAUGAGCGAGGGGGGGAUGAGCGAGGGCAGGAAGGGUUGGAAGGUCGCGUGGGGGAAGGGCACGAGCAAGUGCAUGGAGGGAUUGAAGGCAUAAGGGGAGGCUAUGAGGAUAAAGGAGAAGGCAGACGGGAGAGCAGAGCGUCGGCAGAGGCAGAGAGUGCAGGGUCCCGCCCUGCGGCCACCCCCCAAGCCUCAGAAAGAAGCACCACGCUCUGUAUAUCAGGAGGGCCCUACCACACGUCGCUCUUCCACCUGCACCUCCCGCCGUCUCCUCCCGCACCUGCCUGGCUGCGCCCCUCCUCCUGCCGUAUCCAAUGGUUCCGCGUGCCCCCAGGGGGGUUCCAUGCCUUAGAUCCCCACCCCAUACCCGGUGCAACGGGCACAACAUAUCAGGCAGACGUGGCAGACGCACAUCACCCCCCCUCUCUCUUUCUAACCUUCUCCGCCUCUUUCCCGCUCGAGCCUCUUGCGCUGUUCACUACACACUGCUCCGCCUUUAAUCCAGCCUCUCUCCCUGCGCUGUUGCAUCAUUCACUUGUGCCUACUCUCCCCUGUGCCCACUCACUCUCCCCUGUGCCCACUCACUCUCCCCUGUGCCCACCAGACCCCGCAGUGGCGAGGGAUGUGGAUCUCAUAGUGGCAGCAGGCAGCACCAAAGUGGAGACGCACGACAUCGGGCGGUCAGGCCGGAGGGAGCACCGAGUGGUGGACGCCAGUAGAAAUCGGUUCAAAGUGGUGAAGCUCACAGCGCUCGCUGCCAUCAACAGAGUGGAAGUCAGAGCAACCUACGACCCGCCCUUCAGGGUGGAAACAGAACCAGGCGAGCGGGAGCGCAUGCGGGUGGUGGUGAGCGCAGACAAGGAGGUGGAGCUCACGCUUCCCUCGCAGCGAGCCCGGGAUGUCAUGGUACUGUGCCUGCGUGCGUUCAUGCAGCUGCACCGCACUGCCAAGCACCAUUAG
Molecule: messenger RNA, 5076 nt
Organism: Closterium sp. Yama58-4
Lineage: Eukaryota; Viridiplantae; Streptophyta; Zygnematophyceae; Desmidiales; Closteriaceae
Source: the annotation of a GenBank genome assembly